AUGUCUCCUAAGCCAAACCUAGUCUUCGUCCCAGGCUCAUGGCAUGGCCCCGAAUGCUACUCCAAAGUAGUAGCGCUCCUUGAGCCGCAGGGCUUCAACAGCGCCAUCCAAGGGUUCACCUCUGCAUCAGCAAAAGGUCGCGUGGUCGGCAUGGUGUACAUGGCAACUGGCUUCAACCCCGCCGGCGUGAAAAUGAGCUUCCUCGGUGGGCUAGGAGGCAAGCCGCCGCCAUUGUGGAAGAUGAAUGAGGAGACUGGCUUUGCUGAGAUUGUUGUUGAUUCCAGGGAGAUGUUCUACAAUAACCUCCCCGAGGACGAGGGCAAUGCUUUAGUCGCGAAGCUCCGGAAGCAGAGCCUCGCUUCGCUGACAGAGGCGAGCGAGCUAGCCUACGCGGGCUGGAUGGACGUACCGGUAUGGUAUUUGGCGACUGUGCAGGACAAGGGGCUGCCGGUUGAGGCGCAGAGGAUGUUUGUGCAGAUGGCGAAGGAUGCGGGAGGCGAUGUGACGUUGGAGGAGGCGGAUAGUAGUCAUUCGGUUAUGUUGAGCAAGCCGAAAGAGACGGCGGAGUUCAUAGUGAGGGCUGUGGCGGCCUUCGAAGGAAAGAAGGAGUAA
Molecule: messenger RNA, 612 nt
Organism: Mytilinidion resinicola
Lineage: Eukaryota; Fungi; Ascomycota; Dothideomycetes; Mytilinidiales; Mytilinidiaceae
Exons: 3
Coding region: 1-612 (203 amino acids)
Source: RefSeq, a predicted model, not a curated record